Molecule: messenger RNA, 1487 nt
Organism: Heteronotia binoei (common prickly gecko)
Lineage: Eukaryota; Metazoa; Chordata; Lepidosauria; Squamata; Gekkonidae
Gene: MED27
Product: mediator complex subunit 27
Exons: 8
Coding region: 170-1108 (312 amino acids)
Biological process (GO): regulation of transcription by RNA polymerase II
Cellular component (GO): mediator complex
Molecular function (GO): transcription coactivator activity
Source: RefSeq, a predicted model, not a curated record
GCAUUGCAUUUCCCACGCUGCCUCGCGGCAAAAGCCCCACAGUUUUGUCGGCAGCCCAGCCUUCCGGCGUACUACAUUUCCCAGGCUGCCUUGCGACUACCUUUCCACUCUCUCUACCUCCGGCGAGCGGUGCGGUCGCGGCUGCUUGGGGGUACCUCCGGUUUUGGAGAUGGCGGAGGGGGUACUGAGUGCCGGCGUCAACCUGGAGGCCUUCGCCCAGGCCAUCGCGGCCAUCCAGGCGCUGCGCUCCAGCGUCACCCGCGUCUUCGACUGCCUGAAGGAUGGCAAGCGCAACAAGGAGACACUGGAGGGCCGCGAGAAGUGCUUCAUCUCCGCCUUCCAGGAGAGCCUCAACUCUGUCAGCCGCGACCUGGGAGAACUGGAGCGUCUGAGCAACCUCGUUGGGAAGCCCUCUGAGAACCAUCCUCUCCACAACAGUGGAUUGUUGAGUCUUGAUCCUGUGCAAGACAAAACUCCCCUCUACAGUCAACUACUUCAGGCCUACAAAUGGUCAAACAAGUUGCAGUAUCACGCAGGAUUGGCAUCUGGCCUGCUGAAUCAGCAGUCCUUGAAACGGUCCGCGAACCAGAUGGGAAUGUCUGCCAAGCGAAGACCGAAAGCUCAGCCCACCACCCUCGUGCUCCCUCCUCAGUAUGUUGAUGACGUGAUCAACCGUAUUGAUAGAAUGUUCCCUGAAAUGUCCAUUCACUUAUCCAGGCCAAAUGGGACAUCUGCAAUGCUGAUGGUUACCUUAGGGAAGGUGUUAAAAGUCAUCGUGGUGAUGCGGAGCCUCUUCAUCGACCGAACGAUUGUAAAGGGGUAUCACGAAAACGUCUACACAGAGGAUGGCAAGCUUGACAUUUGGUCCAAGUCCAACUAUCAAGUGUUCCAGAAGGUAACCGAUCACGCCACGACCGCCCUGCUGCAUUACCAGUUGCCCCAGAUGCCCGACGUUGUGGUCAGGUCCUUUAUGACCUGGUUAAGAAGUUACAUAAAGCUGUUCCAGGCUCCGUGCCAGCGCUGCGGAAAGUUUCUUCAGGACGGUCUGCCACCCACCUGGCGGGAUUUUCGGACACUGGAAGCCUUCCAUGACACGUGUAGGCAGUAGCCUGCCCCAGAGGCUGCUGGGAGUGCACGGAGGGAGCCGACAUAAAGACGGGUCACCGGUCAAGACAGCAGGCGCCUCGCUUCUUUGCUGCCUCGACCGAGUGGCAGCGUCGGCGUUGCCUCCUGUUCCAACAUCAGUCCAAACAGAGCCCUGGAUCAGGAGCUGUUCUGAAAGUUCAGCCGAGCACAGGACGACGGGUGGGGUGGCGGGAGUCCUCAGUCCUCUUUGGAAACAGCGGAUUUUCCAACGUAGAAGUUUUCUCCUUUGGGAUCUUCACUGACCGUAAACAUCAGAGGCUUUUCAGAAGGACGUACAGGACAGCUUUUGUCAGCAUUUUAUUUUUUUUGUAAAAUAUGAAUAAAAACCAACAUUCAACUCA